CGCCUCGCCGGGGCCGCUCCGCUGCGCGCGGAGCCGCCGCGGGCCCUUUAAGGCCGAGAGGUGCGCGGUCUCUUUAAGGCAGGUCCUGGUGGUUUCUGUUUUCUGAAGGAAGUGACGGGGGGUGGGAUUGAAUGAAAAGUGCAAAACAGAGUCCGCGAGCGCUGGAGUCGGGGGCCCGGGCCGCGGCGCGGGGCGGGCUGGCGGGUUGAGCAGCGCGGUCUCCGCCGGGGGGCGCGCGGCGCGGCGCAGCGCAGCCCACGUGCGUCCGCGCCACGUAGCGAAAAUCUGCGCCCGGGCACCGCGAACCGGCCCCCAACUUCGGGCGAAGUUUGCCAGCGCCUCUCCCCGCCCCCACGCGGCACGCCGGGGCCGCGGAGGCCCGCGGCGGCCCCCGGGGAUGCGCGCCCCCGGCGAUCGCGGGGUCCCCACGGCGCGCCCCGCGCUGCAGCCGCUGCUGCUGCUGGUGCUGCUGCCGCUACUGUUGCCGCUGCUGGGGGCGCCGCGGGGCGUGGGGGCGGGCGCGCCGGCCGAGCUGCGGGUCCGCGUGCGGCUGCCCGACGGCCAGGUGACCGAGGAGAGCCUGCAAGCGGACAGCGACGCGGACAGCAUCAGCCUGGAGCUGCGCAAGCCAGACGGUACCCUCGUCUCCUUCACCGCCGACUUCAAGAAGGACGUGAAGAUCUUCCGGGCCCUGAUCCUGGGGGAGCUGGAGAAGGGGCAGAGUCAGUUCCAGGCGCUCUGCUUUGUCACCCGGCUGCAGCACAAUGAGAUCAUCCCCAGUGAGGCCAUGGCCAAGCUCCGGCAGAAAAACCCGCGGGCCGUGCGGCAGGCAGAGGAGGUGCGGGGCCUGGAGCAGCUGCACAUGGACGUCGCCGUCAACUUCAGCCAGGGGGGCCUGCUGAGCCCCCACCUCCACAACGUGUGCGCCGAGGCUGCGGACGCCAUCUACACCCGCCAGGAGGACGUGCGGUUCUGGCUGGAGCAAGGUGUGGACAGCUCCGUGUUCGAGCCUCUGCCCAAGCCCUCAGCGCAGGCGCAGCUGCCUCGCUGUGGGCAGCAGGGCGACCGGGGGAAGGCCUGCGUGUGCCGCUACGGCCUGAGCCUGGCCUGGUACCCCUGCAUGCUCAAGUACUGCCACGGCCGCGACCGGCCCGCGCCCUACAAGUGUGGCAUCCGCAGCUGCCGCAAGAGCUACAGCUUCGACUUCUACGUGGCCCAGAGGCAGCUGUGCCUCUGGGAUGAGGACCCCUAGCUGGGCUGGCGGGAGGGGUGGGCCCCGGCCGGGACGCUGGGCUGCCCUCCCCUCCCCUGCUGGCCUGGCCCCUGGCACCCCCAGCCCCAUCUCCCGCCACUGUGAAGGGCAGGGGGGUGGCGUCACGGGGCCACUUAGGAAGGCAGCCUCCCUGCUCCCAGCCUGUGCCUUGUUGGAGACAGAGCGGCGCCCGGGGGGGGGGGGGGGGGGAGUGUUGCCAAGCCUGCGCCCUUCCCUUCCUCUGUGUCCCCUGAAGUGCUCACCAAAAUGUGACAGCCGAGGAAUCUUCUAUGGAACUCUUCAAGGUUCAAAUUCUAAGGGGCGUGUCUUCCUGUUACGCCCCACCCUGCGCACUGCUGGGAAGGGUUGGCUGCCCCGCCUUCUCAUUGCUGGCCCCGGGCUGCCUGGGUGAGGUGGCAGGCAGAGACCACCCCCAACCCCACACCACCACCACCACCACCACCGACAGACCACGUGCCUUUCCCGGCCCCAGCCCAGCCCCAGCCCCGGACUUGGCCCCUAGAGCCGGCACCAGCUCUGUCCCCUCUACUCAGAGAUGUUUUUGUCAGGCUCUGGGGCGGGGAGGGAGUGUGAAGUAUGCAGAAAACUUGAAUUCCAGAUUUUUAAUGCAAAGUAUUUAUCAUUUGUACCAGAAAUAAAAGUUUUAAGUUUUUACUUGA
Molecule: messenger RNA, 1932 nt
Organism: Oryctolagus cuniculus (rabbit)
Lineage: Eukaryota; Metazoa; Chordata; Mammalia; Lagomorpha; Leporidae
Gene: OAF
Product: out at first homolog
Source: RefSeq, a predicted model, not a curated record